This is a messenger RNA of Dreissena polymorpha, 1204 nucleotides long. RefSeq lists its product as uncharacterized. The coding region runs from base 257 to 1021 and encodes 254 amino acids. The transcript has 3 exons. The record is from RefSeq and is a predicted model, not a curated record. Lineage: Eukaryota; Metazoa; Mollusca; Bivalvia; Myida; Dreissenidae.
UAACUUGCUUUGUGUACGUUUUAACAAAUGCUACCAAAACAAUAUCGGACCGUUUAAAUUAACGAGUACAUGGGUAUGGUGAACUAAGUACAUGCUCAUGUAUGCAUAACAUAUCGCGAAAUAGACGUCUCACUAUAGAAAAUUAAGAUUAAUUAGGUAUUAUAUAUAGAUAAAAAUAUGAAAUAAUGUGGGAAAUAACGGCGGUCCGUGAAGAUAAAAGUUGAAGCAAAAGGUCAAUCGAUGCUAAAUACAAUCCAUGGGAGCAUUAAUGACCAAGAAGGUUCCACCGGCCCCUAAGCGGCGCCGCAAGGCUGGAGGUCACGUGACCGACUACAAUCCGAAUCCGGUGCGGAAGAGGCCCCGGACCAGUAAGAGUUGGCGAGACGCCCGAUACAUCACGAACCUCUGUCAGCAAGGACGCAGCGCAACCAUGGUUGACCUUACCCAAGCCGGGCGAGAUCAACAGAAACAGAUCAAUAAAAACCUUCCACCGCCGAGAUGGCAGAGCAAGUGGGAGGUAGACAUGCGGCCCGACCCCAAUGACAUCAGUGCCGCCGUGAAAUCCAAGACCACACUGAAACCAUGGAAGAGCAUGCCGAUACCGACGACCGCGGAGUCCACCGAUAAGAGCACGGCGGCAAACUCCCGAAACACGAGUCGUCGGGGCCGGCGACGGCGACCGCAAGACCGGCGCUCAGGUCUAGCGUCUGCGCGCUCCAACAUGACAGCCGUCGAGGAGACUGAGAAAUUCGAGCGUGUGAGCGUCUCCUCGAUACAGAUGGACGGCUUCAGCAUGCUGUACAAGACAGACGCGCGCACGGACAGCGUGUUCGACAUGACCUUGCGCCUGUGGCAGGUGGAACCCAAGAAGCGAGGUCUCAAGUGGUUUCUGGCGGAUACACACCAUACUAAGGAGCAGCACCCCAGCGAGAUUGUACAGCGCUCCGUGAAACCCUACACGUCCAUUGUGAAGACGAUCUCGCAUAAACCGAUUCAACCAACCAUUGUAGAAGAGGAUUAGGGAUAUGGAGCGUCAAUAUUUGCAUGUAAUUAGUGAGACAAAUAAUAUUGGCUUACAGUGUUCAUGUACGCUCUGGAUCUGAAAUUAUAUACAAUCUUCAAUCUACAAUUGCUUUUUAGUAAGUUAUUUGAUGUGAAUAUUGCACAACAUAUUUUUGCUGUAUUUCUCUGCAUUAAUUAUGAU